UGGAUAGAUCCCACAAUGGAAGACGGGAAGCCCGUUUGGGCUCCACACCCAACUGAUGGGUUUCAGAUGGGGAUCAUUGUGGACAUCGGCCCUGACAAUUUAACUAUUGAACCUUUGAAUCAGAAAGGCAAGACUUUCCAGGCUGCUAUCAAUCAAGUGUUUCCUGCAGAGGAGGAUAGUAAGAAGGAUGUGGAAGAUAAUUGUUCCCUGAUGUAUUUAAAUGAAGCCACUCUCCUUCACAAUAUCAAAGUUCGGUACAGUAAAGACAGAAUUUAUACCUAUGUAGCCAACAUCCUUAUUGCAGUGAAUCCAUACUUUGAUAUACCGAAGUUCUAUUCUUCAGAUACUAUUAAAAAGUACCAGGGUAGAUCACUGGGAACAUUGCCACCACAUGUUUUUGCAAUUGCUGAUAAAGCAUUCCGUGACAUGAAAGUGCUUAAGAUGAGUCAAUCCAUCAUAGUCUCUGGAGAAUCAGGAGCUGGCAAGACAGAAAACACUAAAUUUGUUUUGAGGUAUUUGACAGAAUCCUAUGGAAGUGGCCAAGAUAUUGAUGAUAGAAUUGUGGAAGCAAAUCCCCUAUUAGAAGCUUUUGGAAAUGCAAAGACUGUUCGCAACAACAACAGCAGUCGUUUUGGAAAAUUUGUUGAAAUUCACUUCAAUGAAAAGAACUCGGUGGUUGGUGGAUUUGUGUCGCACUACCUUCUGGAGAAAUCUAGGAUCUGUGUGCAAGGCAAAGAAGAGAGGAAUUAUCAUAUCUUUUACAGGCUUUGUGCUGGUGCUCCAGAAGAUAUUAGGGAAAAGCUAUAUCUAAGCUCUCCUGACAACUUUAGGUAUUUAAAUCGAGGCUGUACCAGAUUCUUCGCUAACAAAGAAACAGACAAGCAGAUUUUGCAAAAUCGCAAGAGUCCUGAGGAAGAUGAGUAUCUUAAAGAAGGUUCCUUGAAAGAUCCACUGUUAGAUGAUCAUGGAGAUUUCAACAGAAUGUGCACAGCAAUGAAAAAGAUUGGACUGGAUGAUGAAGAAAAACUUGACCUUUUUAGAGUAGUGGCUGGUGUCCUUCACCUUGGAAAUAUUGAUUUUGAGGAAGCUGGGAGUACUUCAGGGGGCUGCACGCCGCGCGCGCGGAGCCAGGCGGCGCUGGAGCGCUGCGCGGCCCUGCUGGGCCUGGACGAGGACGAUCUGCGCGGGAGCCUCACCUCGCGCGUCAUGCUCACCACGGCAGGGGGCGCCAAGGGCACGGUCAUCAAGGUACCCUUGAAAGUGGAACAAGCAAACAAUGCUCGUGAUGCCUUGGCUAAAACUGUGUAUAGUCAUCUGUUUGAUCAUGUAGUGAAAAGGGUAAACCAGUGUUUUCCAUUUGAAACUUCUUCUUUCUUCAUUGGAGUUCUAGAUAUAGCUGGUUUUGAGUACUUUGAACACAACAGUUUUGAACAAUUCUGUAUAAACUACUGUAAUGAAAAACUUCAGCAAUUUUUUAAUGAAAGAAUUCUAAAAGAGGAACAAGAACUUUACCAGAAAGAAGGCCUGGGGGUUAAUGAAGUUCGUUAUGUAGAUAAUCAGGACUGUAUAGAUUUGAUUGAAGCAAAAUUAGUAGGUGUACUGGAUAUUUUGGAUGAAGAAAACCGUCUUCCUCAACCAAGUGACCAGCAUUUUACUUCAGUUGUGCAUCAAAAACACAAGGACCAUUUCAGGCUCUCAAUUCCUAGAAAGUCUAAAUUGGCCGUUCACAGAAAUAUCAGAGAUGAUGAAGGCUUUAUUAUCCGACACUUCGCUGGAGCAGUAUGCUACGAGACGAUGCAAUUUGUGGAAAAAAACAACGAUGCUUUGCACAUGUCCCUUCAAUCUCUUAUAUGUGAAUCCAAGGACAAGUUUGUUCGACAGUUGUUUGAAGCCAACACUAACAACAACAAGGAUCCCAAACAAAAAGCUGGGAAACUCAGUUUCAUCAGUGUGGGUAACAAAUUCAAGACUCAGUUAAAUUUGCUUCUUGAGAAGCUUCAUAGUACUGGGUCGAGCUUUAUUCGCUGUAUCAAACCUAAUCUAAAGAUGACAAGUCACCAUUUUGAAGGAGGACAGAUCCUCUCUCAGCUUCAAUGUUCAGGGAUGGUGUCAGUUCUGGAUUUGAUGCAAGGUGGUUUCCCGUCACGAGCUUCAUUUCAUGAGCUAUACAAUAUGUACAAGAAAUAUUUGCCUGAAAAAUUGGCUCGACUGGACCCUAGGCUUUUUUGCAAAGCCCUAUUUAAAGCCCUGGGACUGAAUGAAAAUGAUUACAAAUUUGGACUAACCAAGGUGUUUUUUAGACCUGGCAAGUUUGCAGAAUUUGAUCAGAUAAUGAAGUCUGAUCCGGAUCACUUAGCAGAGCUGGUUAAACGAGUGAAUCGCUGGCUUAUCUGCAGUCGUUGGAAAAAAGUUCAGUGGUGUUCUCUCUCGGUGAUUAAAUUGAAAAACAAGAUAAAAUAUCGAGCCAGUGCCUGCAUUAAAAUCCAAAAGACUAUUCGUAUGUGGCUUUGUAGGAGAAAGCACAAACCACGCAUUGAUGGCUUGAUAAAAGUGCGUACACUGAAGAAGAGACUUGAUAAAUUUAAUGAGGUAGUAAGUGCUCUGAAGGAGGGGAAAGCAGAGACAAGCAAGCAGGUCAAGGAGCUGGAGGAUUCUAUUGAUGCUUUAAUGACCAAAAUUAAGACCACUAUAAUGACUAGAGAACAGAUACAGAAAGAAUAUGAUGCCUUAGUAAAAAGCUCAGAGCAGCUUCUGAGUGCGCUGCAAAAGAAAAAGCAGCAAGAGGAUGAAGCAGAGAGGCUACGACGCAUCCAGGAAGAAAUGGAAAGAGAAAGAAAGAGACGUGAGGAGGAAGACCAAAAACGGAGGAAGGAAGAAGAGGAAAGACGCCUGAAAUCUGAGAUGGAGGCAAAGAGAAAACAAGAAGAGGAAGAGAGAAAAAAGAGGGAAGAGGAAGAAAAGCGUAUUCAGGCUGAAAUUGAGGCUCAGCUAGCUCGAGAACGAGAGGAGGAAAGCCAGCACCAGGCAGUGCUUGAACAGGAACGUCGUGACCAUGAGCUUGCAAUGAGAAUUGCCCAGAGCGAAGCAGAACUCAUCAGUGAUGAAGCUCAGCUCGAUUUAGGUUUGCGCAGAGCCAAUGGAACAAAGCCACAAAUGACUGCGGAACAAAUGGCCACAGAAAUGUCAGAAAUAUUGUCUAGGGGUCCUGCAGUGCAAGCCACAAAAGCUGCUGCUGGUACUAAGAAGCAUGAUCUCAGUAAGUGGAAAUAUGCAGAGCUUCGUGAUACAAUCAACACGUCCUGUGAUAUUGAACUCUUGGCUGCUUGCAGAGAAGAGUUCCACCGAAGGCUAAAGGUAUAUCAUGCUUGGAAGUCCAAGAAUAAGAAACGCAAUGCAGAAACAGAACAGCGUGCUCCCAAAUCAGUCACAGACUAUGAUUUUGCACCAUUUAUGAGCAACUCAACACAACAGAACCCCACAGCCCAGCUACCUGGCAGACAGCAAGAGAUUGAAAUAAACAGACAGCAGCGCUAUUUCCGCAUUCCCUUCAUCCGCCCCGCAGACCAGUACAAAGACCCCCAGAACAAGAAGAAGGGUUGGUGGUAUGCACACUUUGAUGGGCCCUGGAUUGCUCGGCAGAUGGAGCUUCACCCUGACAAAGCACCCAUUCUGCUUGUAGCGGGUAAGGAUGAUAUGGAUAUGUGUGAGCUUAAUCUUGAGGAGACUGGCUUAACCCGAAAGCGAGGUGCUGAAAUUUUACCGAGGCAGUUUGAAGAAAUUUGGGAGCGCUGUGGAGGCAUCCAGUAUCUCCAGAAUGCAAUUGCAAGCCGACAAGCUCGCCCUACCUACGCUACGGCGAUGCUGCAGAACCUGUUGAAAUAA
This is a messenger RNA of Cinclus cinclus, 3882 nucleotides long. RefSeq names its product myosin VI (gene MYO6). NCBI's taxonomy places the organism in Eukaryota, Metazoa, Chordata, Aves, Passeriformes, Cinclidae. Gene Ontology annotation, biological process: vesicle transport along actin filament; inner ear morphogenesis; endocytosis. The record is from RefSeq and is a predicted model, not a curated record. Gene Ontology annotation, cellular component: myosin complex; actin cytoskeleton; cytoplasm. The transcript has 35 exons. Bases 16 to 3882 code for a protein of 1288 amino acids. Gene Ontology annotation, molecular function: microfilament motor activity; actin filament binding; ATP binding.